GUUGCGUUGUUGAUUUGAUUUGUGUCUUGUAGCAGUAGCUUUCGAGGGUUUCUUUCGUUGUGAUUCUCCGAGUUGACUCGCCGACCUUAGAUUUUCUGGAUAAUUUGUUUGGGUGUGCUAGGUUUUAGGGUUUUGUUUGAUCGGAAGUUUGAUGGUUCAGUUGAUGAAUUCUGGCAAGAGAAGGCCGGAAUCUGAAUCGCAGAGCCGGAAAAUGGUUCCUGUGAAGCGGGAGCUGGAGGACUUAAUAGAGGACCAACAUGGACCCUUCAACAAGCGAUCUAAGCUUCCCUCUCCUUCACCGCAGCAGUGUAAUUUGGGAACUGGUGCUUUUCCAGUACCUCCAUCACAAUAUAAUCCUCUUGAUGAUCCCAGUCCAUUGGGUUUGCGGCUCAAGAAGAGCCCAUCACUUUUGGAUUUGAUCCAAAUGAAACUCUCGCAAGGAAAUGCUUCUAAUGUUGGAAUCCAAGUGAAGAAAGAGCAAAAGGGCAUUGCUUCUUCUGGCACUACUGAUAAGCUCAAGGCUUCAAACUUUACUGCCUCAUUUCUAAGGAUUGGGACUUGGGAGUAUAAAUCAAGAUAUGAAGGAGACUUAGUGGCAAAGUGUUACUUUGCAAAGCAUAAGCUUGUAUGGGAGGUUCUUGAUGGUGGUUUGAAGAAUAAGAUAGAAAUACAGUGGUCUGACAUCAUGGCUUUGAAGGCAAAUUACCCUGAUGAUGGACCCGGGACUUUGGAUGUAGUGCUUACUAGGCAACCUCUUUUCUUCAGGGAGACCAAUCCGCAACCCAGGAAGCACACUUUAUGGCAGGCAACAUCAGAUUUUACUGGUGGACAGGCAAGCAUAAACAGGCGCCAUUUUCUGCAGUGCCCACAAGGCUUGUUGGGAAAGCAUUUUGAAAAGCUUAUUCAAUGUGAUCCUCGUCUCAACUUUCUGAGUCAACAGGCCGACAUAGUAUUGGAAUCUCCAUAUUUCGAGCCUAAACUUUCUGUAUUUGAUGAGUCAAAUGAAGUGAAAGAUUUGUUCAAUUUGAAUAGUGAGGGGUCCAACUACUUCGAUUUGCAAGAUGCUGCAUCACCAUCUGGAUUUCAAUCUUCUUCCUCAAAGAAUGAACAACAUGAUCCUGUUGGUAGACCUCCAGAACAUUUUCCCCGAGAAACACCUUCACCUAGCUCAGUAAUGGACACCCAUGUAAUCGAAGAAAUUAGAAGCAGCAGAGCUGAGGAACUGAAGAGGCUCAUAGAUCAAGAUCAGAAUAAAGUAUCUGGGCUCCAUCCCUCAAUGUCGAUGAGUGAUCUAGUAAGCCUGUUUGAGCAUCGGCUUUUGGAACAGGGAACAUCCAACAAUUUUAUCCUUUCCAAUGAUGAAGAACCAAGCUUGGAAAUUUUGGAGGAGAUUAGCCGGUGCUUGUUCAGUGACUCUCAACAUGCAUCAACUUCUGACGAGCAAUGCAUAAUGUCAAGGGUCAAUUCUCUUUGCUGCCUUCUGCAAAAGGAUCCUACAGCUAUUAAAAAUUUGCAGAUUAUAAGUGAUAAUGGUUCUGAUGCAAUGACAGACAAGAGAGUAAGUGAUCCAAACUCCAUAUCUGAAUCAGCUGGUGAAAGCAACGUUGCAGAAGAUUUUACCACGCCUGAGGGAGAGUCGAGCAAUAUCUCUGGUCGCAAGAAGGCACCAGCCAUGUCCAGGAAGGAUUCAGUGGGUGAGUUGCUGCUUAAUCUUCCCCGAAUAGCAUCUCUACCUCAGUUUUUGUUCAACAUCUCAGAAGAUUUUGACCAACAAGCUAGAUAGCUAUCUUCCUUUUCCUUCCUCAACUGAUCGUUAUGUGAAAAGCAAGUAUCUAGAAGAUUGUUUUUACAGUAAUUUGUGAAUAUAGAAUUUGCAGGUUCUUCAUGGAAUUUUGUGAAGUUGGGGGAUUCAGAAAUUUAUAUUGAUGAAGAAUCCUGUCAUGUUCAUAUUUUGGCAUCUGGUGUCUGGUUUAUGUCUAAAUGUAUUCUGUUUAAAUUACUAAAUGUAAAUUGUCUUUCUUCUGUA
Cornus florida is the source of this 2026-nucleotide messenger RNA. RefSeq lists its product as uncharacterized. The coding region runs from base 152 to 1783 and encodes 543 amino acids. The transcript has 6 exons. The record is from RefSeq and is a predicted model, not a curated record. NCBI's taxonomy places the organism in Eukaryota, Viridiplantae, Streptophyta, Magnoliopsida, Cornales, Cornaceae.